Drosophila bipectinata is the source of this 3913-nucleotide messenger RNA. It is a transcript of the gene Prp5, whose product is annotated as pre-mRNA processing factor 5. The record is from RefSeq and is a predicted model, not a curated record. Lineage: Eukaryota; Metazoa; Arthropoda; Insecta; Diptera; Drosophilidae. Gene Ontology annotation, molecular function: RNA binding; ATP binding; RNA helicase activity.
UACCAUCCCACAUGCAUCCCUGAAAUAAUGGAUGCCGGAUUUUCGACCGAAAACCAAGGAAUUUCCAGCUAAAUCUGUAUUGUGUGGUUUUGGGUUAUUUACUAACUGAAACAAGCCCACUGUGCAGCCUUUGACGUCGCUCUUAAUUCGAGCCAGAAUACAGAAAAUCCCAUAAGAGCACAAUGUCUAAGGGUUCCGGGCGCGACCGUGACAGGGAGAGGGAUAGGGACCGCGACAGGGAUAGGGACCGAGACCGGGAUCGGGAUCGGGACAGGGACCGAGAUCGGGAAAGGGAUAGAGAUAGGGACCGAGACCGGGACCGCGACCGCGACCGUGACCGUGAAAGCCAUCACGACAGUCGGAGCCGCGACCAUGAUGUGUCCAAGUCCAGGAAUGGAGGCGGUGGUGGAGCCAGCGGCGGUGGAAGCUUUCGUGGCGGUCGAGAUGAUAGAAAACGGACGAAGGAUUUGCCCAGCGACCGCGGCAGGCGGGAUGAGAAACGCAGGAAGCGUUCAAGAUCUAAAGACUAUGAAAAGGAUAAACGGCUAGAUAAGGAGCGGGAACGCGAUAGGGAUCGCGAAAGACAGCGGGAAAAGGACCGUGAGCGAGAAAAGGAACGCGAGCGAGAGAAGGAUCGGGAGCGGGAUCGUCAGCGGGACCGAGACGCGGACAGUCGUCGUCCCGCUGCCUCUGCUCCGGUAGUGAUACCCGUGCCUUCGAGUUCCUCAGACGAGGAGGUCGAGGAGAUCGACAAAGAGGAACAACAGCGCCGUCUGGAACAGGAGAUGAUUAAAAGACGCGAGCGUAUCGAACGCUGGCGAGCAGAACGCAAGAAGGACACUAAGCCGGCGACGGUGGUGCCCACCGCUGUUAAAUCUGCCAAAAAGUGGAGCCUUGAAGACGAAUCCGAAGAGGAUGACAGCAAUCAUGCCCCAUCACUGGACAGUACCAAAAAGGACACGGAACCGGACUCCCCGCCUUCCAAGUUCCACAGCAUUCGAAAGCGUCACGAUGACGACGUCGUAGAGCCAAAGUUCUCGCCGGUGAAGCGGCCCAAGUUUGGCGCCAAGCUGGGUAUGGGGCUGGCCAAGACCGAGGCUGAAAUUAAGAAGGAAGCGGAAGAGCAGAAGGUAGUCAAGUCCGAGGAGAAACCCAUUGAGUCCGUUCCAAAAGCUGAAGUCAAGGAGGAAGUGAAAAUGGAGGUCAAUGAGGAAGUGGCGAUCAAAACGGAGUCGGAGCCAGAGCCGAAACCCGAACGUGAGCCCUCCCCCGAAGAUGACAUAGAUCCGUUAGAUGCUUAUAUGCAGGAGGUUAAUAACGAGAUGCGAAGAGUUAAUAACUUUGUGAGUCCAAGCUCAAAAGCCCAGGGUGUGGUGAUUCUCACCGGCGUGGCCAAAAAGAAGACUGCGUCCGUGAAAAAGGGCGAACUGAUUGAACAGAACAUGGACAGCUUAGAGUAUUCCAGCGAGGAUGAGUUGGAGGACAUCCGGGACACGGCCAACAACCUGGCGAUGAAGCACCGCAAAGAGCUGGCCAAGAUUGAUCAUUCCUCAGUGAGCUAUGCCCCUUUUCGUAAGAACUUCUACGUUGAGGUUCCGGAACUGAGUCGCAUGACGGCCGCCGAAGUGGAGAAGUACCGUAGCGAACUGGAGGGCGUCCAAGUGAAAGGAAAGGGCUGUCCCAAACCCAUCAAGACGUGGGCGCAAUGCGGCGUCAGCAAAAAGGAAAUGGACGUGCUGCGCCGGCUGGGCUUCGAGAAGCCGACGCCGAUCCAGUGCCAGGCUAUUCCGGCCAUCAUGUCCGGACGGGAUCUGAUAGGUAUUGCUAAAACCGGCAGUGGCAAGACGUUGGCAUUCAUUCUACCAAUGUUUAGGCACAUCCUGGACCAGCCGAGCCUGGAGGAUGGCGACGGUGCCAUCGCAAUCAUAAUGGCGCCCACUCGCGAGCUGUGCAUGCAGAUUGGAAAGGACAUCCGCAAGUUUAGCAAGUCGCUGGGUCUGCGUCCUGUCUGUGUCUACGGCGGCACCGGCAUAUCCGAGCAGAUAGCCGAACUAAAACGCGGCUCCGAGAUCAUUGUGUGUACGCCCGGUCGCAUGAUCGACAUGCUGGCCGCCAACUCCGGUAGGGUCACGAACCUGCGGCGGGUCACGUACGUAGUCUUGGACGAGGCGGAUCGCAUGUUUGAUAUGGGUUUCGAGCCACAGGUGAUGCGCAUCAUUGACAACGUCCGACCGGACCGGCAGACCGUAAUGUUCAGUGCCACGUUUCCGCGCCAAAUGGAGGCUCUGGCGCGCCGCAUCCUAAAGAAACCCAUCGAGGUGAUUGUGGGCGGUCGAUCUGUGGUCUGCAAGGAUGUCGAGCAGCAUGUGGUCAUUCUCAACGACGACGCUAAAUUCUUCAAACUAUUGGAGCUGUUGGGCAUUUACCAGGAGGCUGGCAGCAUCAUUGUGUUUGUGGACAAGCAGGAGAACGCCGAUAUUCUGCUGCGUGACCUCAUGAAGGCCUCGUAUCCUUGCAUGUCGCUUCACGGCGGCAUUGACCAGUUCGAUCGUGACUCCACCAUUAUAGACUUUAAGUCGGGGAAGGUGAGGCUGCUGAUUGCCACCUCGGUAGCUGCUCGGGGGUUAGACGUCAAGGAUCUCAUUCUGGUGGUCAACUACGAUGUUCCGAACCAUUACGAGGAUUACGUGCACAGAUGUGGACGAACAGGAAGGGCGGGCAAAAAAGGUCGAGCCUACACGUUUAUUACUCCCGAUCAGUCCCGCUACGCCGGCGACAUCAUCCGGGCCCUGGACCUUUCCGGCACGCCGAUACCCGCCGAACUACAGACCCUGUGGACGGAGUACAAGACUGCCCAAGAGGCAGAGGGCAAGACAGUGCACACCGGCGGCGGCUUCAGCGGCAAGGGCUUCAAGUUCGACGAGCAGGAGUUCAAUGCCGUCAAGGAGAGCAAGAAGCUGCAAAAGGCCGCCCUGGGACUGGCAGACUCCGAUGACGAGGAGGACAUUGAGCAGGACAUUGACCAGCAGAUCGAACAGAUAUUUGCGGCCAAGCGGACAGUGAAGGAUACAUCGGCCACGGCCACGGCGACCGCUGCGGCGGCGGCGGCUGCUGCGGCAGCUGCAGCAGCGGCGGCAUCCGGAGGUAAUCCUGCCCUGGCCUCGGCGGCGGCUCAAGCGGCGGCUGUGGCCGCUGCUGCCAAUCUGGCCAUCGUGGCUGCCAAUGCCUCAGCUGCAUCGGCUGCGGCAGGAGCUCUCAGUUCAGACAAGCUGGAGUUGGCCAAGCGACUUGCCUCCAAAAUCAACAGCACUAUGAAUCUGGACACAAAGGUCAAUGCUGUUACCGUGGAGCCUAUGCUGAAACCACAGCACGUGCCAGGCGGUGUUCCUCCGCUCCUGACCGCACGAACGGUGGCCGAGCAAAUGGCCGCCAAGCUGAACAACAAGCUCAACUACCAGCCGAAGGAGGACGAGGACGGCCUGGUCAGCAUCGCGGGCGUCAACAGCAAUUCGUUCACCAAAUACGAGGAGGAGCUGGAGAUCAACGAUUUCCCGCAGCAGGCGCGCUGGAAGGUGACCUCCAAGGAGGCUCUCGCCCAGAUCUCCGAGUACUCGGAGGCGGGCCUCACGGUGAGAGGAACAUACGUGCCCCAGGGCAAGAACCCACCGGAAGGCGAGAGGAAACUCUACCUGGCCAUCGAGAGCUGCAGCGAGCUGGCGGUGCAAAAGGCCAAGCGCGAGAUUACGCGGCUCAUCAAGGAGGAGCUGCUGAAGCUAAGUUCCGCUCACCACGUCUUCAACAAAGGACGCUACAAGGUGGUCUAGACCCGUUCCUCGUGGAGAUCAGACUUACUUUAAGAUGGAAAUCGGACGAAGAGAGAGUGUUGUAAACCCAAUAAACCCAAUGUUGGAGA